AUGGAGAGCAGAUUUCAUGGGUUGCCUCCUCUGAAAAGGUUCAGGCUGAUGCAACAAGAACUAGAAGAAAAUAAUAUUGAUAAACACCUGGAAUCGAAAGACAAAUCAAUGACCCCUUUAUGCCUUCCGGCCAAAAAGCGUAAGGAAUCCCGAGAUUCGCCACCCUCUCUUCCCAGUUCCACCUCCAUUAAUGGUUACUCCCUACCGGCCAAGAAAAGGGUUUAUGCCAUUCAACCGUUCGAUCUCAAUGUCGAAUACACUCCAUCAUUUGAUGCUGAAAAACAAGAAAACCAGCAAAAAGACUUGCAGGAAACAAAGGAAAUAUGCAUUCCAGGAGGACCUCACGGUGAAGUCAAAAAAAGCGAGAUUGAAAGUAAAGACAAAGAAGACGACAUUAAGGAAAAUGAAGAUGAUGGGAUUGUGUGUGCUAUAUGUGAUAGCACCGAUGGGGAUCCAACAGAUCCCAUCGUGCUUUGCGAUGGCUGUGAUUUAAUGGCUCACACCACAUGUUAUGGCCAUCCAUUCACAAAGGGUGUCCCGGAAGGUGAUUGGUUUUGCGCCCAAUGCUUGGAGAAUCAGAAACAUGCUACCCCAAAUGCAUUUUCUUGCUGCCUCUGCCCUGUAACUGGGGGUGCAUUGAAACCCACAAAAGAUGGCAAGUGGGCUCAUGUUGUGUGUGCACUGUUUGUGCCAGAAGUGUUCUUCAGUGACCCUGAAGGCAGAGAAGGGAUUGAUUGCACCAAGGUGCCAAAGUGGAGGUGGGAGAAAAAAUGCUACAUUUGCAGAGCUAAAAAUGGGUGUGUAGUUGAUUGUUCUGAACCUAAGUGUCCUUCGGCUUUCCACGUUACAUGUGGAUUGAAAGAAGAGUUGUGCAUUGAGUAUAGAGAAGGAAGAAAUAAUGGGGCUAUUGUCGCAGGUUUCUGCAGAACCCACACUGAUUUGUGGAAGAAGCAAGAACAAACGGGGAAGUUCAAGAUUGUGGCUAGAGAGGAGCACGAGAAAUAG
This is a messenger RNA of Fraxinus pennsylvanica, 1005 nucleotides long. The record is from the annotation of a GenBank genome assembly. Lineage: Eukaryota; Viridiplantae; Streptophyta; Magnoliopsida; Lamiales; Oleaceae.